This is a messenger RNA of Pyrus x bretschneideri (Chinese white pear), 1942 nucleotides long. RefSeq names its product riboflavin biosynthesis protein PYRD, chloroplastic. Gene Ontology annotation, molecular function: diaminohydroxyphosphoribosylaminopyrimidine deaminase activity; zinc ion binding. Gene Ontology annotation, biological process: riboflavin biosynthetic process. The record is from RefSeq and is a predicted model, not a curated record. Lineage: Eukaryota; Viridiplantae; Streptophyta; Magnoliopsida; Rosales; Rosaceae.
ACAGUAUCCUUUCAAUCCCAAUUUUUUUUUUUGUUUUUGGGUUCAGUCUCCCGAUCAAACGCUGGCUGCCAACAAUUUCUUCCACUUUUUGCCUGAUUUUUACAUUUUCCACUUUUUUUCCUGAUUUUUACAUUUUCAAGGGAAAGAUUGACAAGAAUUUGCACCCAUUUCAAUUCCUCGUUGAAACUGGUAUUCCCACAGCCACAAAGAAACACAGUUUCUAAGAAACUGAAACAACGGAAAAUCUGUGCUGCUCAGCUCUUACAGUGAAUAAGUUGGCCUUAAAGAGUGGGAACAACCCGAGGCUCACUCAGGGAGUUGCACUCAUUUCAACAAAUCUGGCUGAAGUUGCAAAACUCUGAUCGGAGGUUUACAUUUACAAACAAAAGAAAUGCAAGUUCAAAAACUUUCACUCCCAAGUUACACCCUAAGUCCACCCAAUGGCUCACUAUCUCAGCAACUUUCCACUAAGCUUUUGAGGUUGAAUCCAAGUCCCAAAUCGGGUUUUUGCAGUUCCUUCAAAAGGGUGUCGAAAUCACCAACUGGUUUAAGAACCCAUGGUAAGUUUGUUGGGGUCACGUGUGGAGUGGCACAACAAGAGGAUACAGAUGAUGGGUUCUACAUGAGGAGGUGUGUGGAGCUUGCAAGAACGGCUAUCGGGUGCACCAGCCCCAAUCCUAUGGUGGGUUGUGUUAUUGUCAAGGAUGGCAAGGUUGUUGGUGAAGGCUUUCACCCAAAAGCUGGCCAGCCGCAUGCUGAGGUCUUUGCUCUGAGAGAUGCUGGGGAUUUGGCUGAGAAUGCAACAGCAUAUGUGAGCUUGGAACCAUGUAAUCAUUAUGGGAGAACUCCACCAUGCAGUGAAGCACUAAUCAAAGCCAAAGUGAAAAGAGUGGUGGUCGGAAUGGUGGAUCCAAAUCCAAUUGUAGCAUCAAGGGGAUUGGAUAGAUUAAGAGAUGCAGGAAUUGAUGUUGCCACGUGCGUAGAGGAAGAAUUAUGCAGGAGGCUAAAUGAGGCGUAUAUCCAUCGUAUGCUAACGGGGAAUCCUUUCGUCACUAUCAGAUACUCGAUCUCAGUCAAUGGACGCUUUCUGGAUCAGCUUGGGGAAGGAGCUGCCACGUCUGGUGGUUACUAUUCGCAAUUGUUACAGGAAUAUGAUGCAGUUAUUCUUUCUCCUUCCUCAAUAAUGGAGAACGUCUCUAUUCCCGCAUCCAAAGAAGCUGGAGCCAAUCAACCACUUCGGAUUAUAAUUGCUAGGAAUAUUAGUUCUCCAAUCAAAAUCUCUGCUCUCACAGUGGAACCCACAGAUAAGCUAAUAGUCUUUGCAGACAAGGAGACAUCGGUAGAACUAGAGAGAGCUCAAACAGGUAUCGAAACAGUGGUGUUUGAUCAAAUAAGCUUAAAUGCUAUUUUGGAAUACUGUAACUCUCAAGGAAUGUGUAGUGUUUUGUUCGUUAAAGGAAAUGUUAGUGAUUUUGAAGAGUUUCUCCAAGAUGGUAUUGAGCAGAAUUUGCUGCAAAAAAUUGUGGUAGAAGUAUUGCCACUGUGGGAUGAAAAUGAUGUCCGAAACUUUCCUGUUGCAUUGAAGGAUCUGGGCAAAAGACUGAAAGUGGAGAAUUUGCAGCCUAAGAUUUCCAAUGAGAGUGUUGUGCUUGAGGGAUAUCUGUAAUGUCAGUGACUAGAACACAAAAAGAGAUUUGACAUGAUCAUUUUCGUGCCGAUGCUGAAGAGAAAUACAAGGAUUUUACAAUAUUCGGGAAGAGGGUACGGACAGAGGCCAAGUUCGUUUACGAUCUCCAGUCUCUAGAGCGUAGGGAGUUGCUAUUUUUCGUUAUGUUGUUUACCUGCAUAUUGAGGGCUGCCAUAGCCAAGAAUGAAGGGAAAUGGUUUUGUAAGUUUGUAUUGGAAUCCAUGUGUUAAAUGAUUAAUAAGCCCAAAUUUACUA